Molecule: messenger RNA, 1106 nt
Organism: Eucalyptus grandis
Lineage: Eukaryota; Viridiplantae; Streptophyta; Magnoliopsida; Myrtales; Myrtaceae
Product: putative ripening-related protein 1
Exons: 2
Coding region: 60-1106 (348 amino acids)
Source: RefSeq, a predicted model, not a curated record
GACUCCGUUUGCAAGCAUCGAGAGCUAAAAGGCAAGAACAUCUUACAAAGGCAGAGAAAAUGAAUAGCUUUAGCUCGAAAUGCUUGGGCUCAUUGCUUUUUGCUCUUCUGGCUAUGAGUUGUAUGGAAGUUCAAGGUCAGUCCUGCAGACCGAGCGGCAGAAUCAGAGGGAAGAAUCCCCCUCCUGGACAAUGCAACACCGGGGACGACUCGGACUGUUGCAAAAACGGCCAGAUGUACCCGAUUUACAAGUGUUCGCCACCGGUGUCAGGCCACACGAGGGCCCAUCUCACUCUGAACAGCUUCGCGAAGGGCGGAGAUGGAGGUGGCCCAUCCGAGUGCGACAACCACUACCAUUCUGAUGACACGCCUGUCGUGGCACUAUCCACGGGGUGGUUUGAUAACAUGAGCAGGUGUCAUAGGAACAUAAAGAUCUACGGCAAUGGGAGGAGCACCCAGGCCAUGGUGGUAGACGAAUGCGACUCGACUAUGGGAUGCGAUGAAGAGCAUGAUUACCAACCUCCAUGCGAUAACGACAUCGUCGAUGCGUCUAGAGCUGUGUGGGAGGCCCUGGGGGUGUCUAAGGACAAUUGGGGUUGGCUUGACAUUACAUGGUCCGACUCCUGCAGACCGAGUGGCAGAAUCAGAGGGAAGAAUCCCCCUCCUGGACAAUGCAACACCGGGGACGAUUCGGACUGUUGCAAAAACGGCCAGAUGUACCCGAUUUACAAGUGUUCGCCGCCGGUGUUGGGCCACACCAGGGCCCACCUCACCCUGAAUAGCUUCGCGAAGGGCGGAGAUGGAGGUGGACCAUCCGAGUGUGACAACCACUACCAUUCUGAUGACACGCCUGUCGUGGCACUAUCCACGGGGUGGUUUGAUAACAUGAGCAGGUGUCUCAGGAACAUAACGAUCUACGGCAACGGGAGGAGCGCCCAGGCCAUGGUGGUGGACGAAUGCGACUCGACUAUGGGAUGCGAUGAAGAGCAUGAUUACCAACCUCCAUGCGAUAACGACAUCGUCGAUGCAUCCAGAGCUGUGUGGGAGGCCCUGGGGGUGCCUAAGGACAAUUGGGGCUGGCUCGACAUUACAUGGUCCGAUGCCUAG